This is a messenger RNA of Brachypodium distachyon (stiff brome), 1040 nucleotides long. Its product is annotated as transmembrane emp24 domain-containing protein p24delta3. The record is from RefSeq and is a predicted model, not a curated record. Gene Ontology annotation, biological process: Golgi organization; intracellular protein transport; endoplasmic reticulum to Golgi vesicle-mediated transport. The coding region runs from base 140 to 775 and encodes 211 amino acids. NCBI's taxonomy places the organism in Eukaryota, Viridiplantae, Streptophyta, Magnoliopsida, Poales, Poaceae. The transcript has 4 exons. Gene Ontology annotation, cellular component: COPII-coated ER to Golgi transport vesicle; Golgi apparatus; endoplasmic reticulum.
GUACAUAAUUCCAAAACGACCCUCUCUCCAGGCACGCCAUUACUCCUUUCCUGCGCUGGUCCAAAGCUCCUGAGGACUCCCGGUGACCGGAGAAAGUAGGGUACAGACAGACCGUAUAGAGGCGCGCAGAUCGGCGAAGAUGGCGGCGGCCACCUCGCUGACGCUGGUGUUGGCGGCGCUCCUUGCAACGAUGCUGCUGGGCGCGGAGGCGGUGUGGCUCGACAUGCCGCUGACGGGGACCAAGUGCGUUUCCGAGGAGAUCCAGCCCAACGUGGUGGUGCUCGCCGACUACGCCCUCAUGUACGAUGCCCGCGGCACCGUGCACCCCACCGUCGCAGUCAAGGUCACCUCACCAUAUGGCAACACUGUACAUCAGAAUGAAAAUGCCACAAUGAGCCGAUUUGCAUUCACAACUUCAGAAGCUGGAAACUACCUUGCUUGCUUCUGGCUAGACAGUGCAGAGAAAGGAGAAGGGGUAUCUCUAAAUCUUGACUGGAAGAUAGGGAUUGCGGCGAAGGAUUGGGAUUCUGUUGCUAAGAAGGAGAAAAUUGAGGGUGUAGAAUUAGAGCUCAGGAAACUUGAAGCUGCAGUGGAAUCCAUUCAUCAUAAUUUAUUAUAUCUCAAAUCAAGGGAAGCAGAGAUGCGGGUAGUGAGCGAGAAAACAAAUGCCAGGGUUGCCUGGUUCAGCAUCUUGUCACUGGGCGUCUGCAUCGUGGUCUCAUUUCUGCAGCUAUGGCAUUUGCAAGGGUUCUUCCAGAAGAAGAAGCUCAUCUGAAUUCACUUGUCUGAUCAUGUACUACAGCAUCAACUACUUUAGAGAAAGGACAGUUUUGUCAUAUUUGUUUUGAAAAACUCAUGUGAUGGACAAAAGAGUUGCUUGAUACUCGAUACAUGAACUCUUUCAAUUGCAAGCAACUAAUACUAUGUGCAAUAUGGUUUCCCUACAACUACUAUACAUGGUAACAUGGGAAACAUAUUCAAAACUGCUGCUGCACAUUUGUAACGUACUGACAUAUAUAGUUGGAAACUUUAACCUCUCA